Molecule: messenger RNA, 4959 nt
Organism: Clarias gariepinus (North African catfish)
Lineage: Eukaryota; Metazoa; Chordata; Actinopteri; Siluriformes; Clariidae
Gene: man2c1
Product: mannosidase, alpha, class 2C, member 1
Exons: 27
Coding region: 46-3129 (1027 amino acids)
Biological process (GO): oligosaccharide catabolic process; mannose metabolic process
Molecular function (GO): alpha-mannosidase activity; carbohydrate binding
Source: RefSeq, a predicted model, not a curated record
CUGAUCACUGCUCGUUAAUUCACUGAUCAGAGUGACUGUUCGAUCAUGUUUCACCCGCCGGUGUUUAAACACAGGCGCACUCUUCUGGAGCGGGCAGAGAAGUUUAUUUCUGACGUGUAUUUCACCGACUGUAAUCUCAGGGGAAGACUCUAUGGAGAAUCGUGUCCUCUUGAGUCUCUGUCAGUGUUUCAGACUGCUAAACGUAUCCCAUACGCCGAGGCAGUUCAGCAAAACUUUCAGCCUUGUAAAGUUGGCGAUACUUUUGGACCCACGUGGUGGACUUGCUGGUUCAAACUUGCCCUAAAAAUUCCAGAAGAGUGGAAAGGGAAGCAGGUUCAUCUGAGAUGGGAGAGCGAUGGAGAGGGAAUGGUGUGGCGGGACCAAGAACCAGUCCAGGGUUUGACCAAAGAAGGUGAAAAGACGAGCUACAUUUUGACUGAGUGUCUAAAACAGGAUGAACCCCACAGCAUGACCCUGUAUGUUGAAUUAGCAUGCAAUGGAUUGUUCGGGGCUGGACAGGGUUCCAUGAUAGCUGCUCCUGACCUAAACAGAAAGUACAGUCUUCAUAAGGCUGAGAUUGUUGUUUUUAAUCAAGAUGUGCAGGACCUUCUCACUGACUUUGAGAUGCUUGUGGACAUUGUUAAGGUGCUUGGUGAAGGUGACCAACGUGGAUAUCAGGCUUUGUUUACAGCAAAUGAGAUGGUCAAUUUGUGUGACCCAGAUGAUCCCAAGUCUUUCUCUUCAGCCCGCAACCUAGCUCAAAUAUUCUUCAACCAGAAAAAUGGACAAAGCCAACACAUCAUGCAUGCCAUGGGCCAUUGUCACAUUGACACAGCCUGGCUGUGGCCAUAUGAAGAAACCAUCAGAAAAUGUGCACGCAGCUGGAUCACAGCAGUCCGCUUGAUGGAAAAGAACCCACAGUUUAUCUUUACAUGCUCCCAGGCACAGCAGUUUCUGUGGGUGAAGGACUGGUAUCCAGGUCUGUUCUCCCAGAUCCAGCACUUUGUGAAGAAAGGGCAGUUUGUUCCAGUUGGAGGCACAUGGGUGGAGAUGGAUGGCAACUUGCCCUCCGGAGAGUCUAUGGUCAGGCAGUUUUUAGAAGGCCAGAACUUCUUUAAAGCAGAAUUUGGACAAUACUGCAAAGAGUUCUGGUUACCUGAUACAUUUGGCUACUCUGCGCAGCUCCCGCAGAUAAUGCAAGGCUGUGGUAUCACCCGCUUUCUCACACAGAAGUUAAGCUGGAACCUUAUCAACACCUUUCCUCACAACACUUUCUUUUGGGAGGGCAUUGAUGGAUCCAAAGUGUUAACACACUUCCCACCUGGAAACAGCUAUGGGAUGAUGGCUAAAGUUGAGGAUUUAAUCCAAACCGUCAGGAACAACAAAGACAAGGGGCGGGCAAAUCACAGCGCAAUGCUGUUUGGUUUUGGGGAUGGAGGUGGAGGACCUACCCAGGUCAUGCUGGACCGCUUAAAACGCGUACAGGAUUCUGAUGGUCUACCGAGGGUUCAAAUGUCCAGUCCAGAUCGUCUCUUCUCUGAACUUCAGGCUGACUCUGGCCUCCUGUGUACCUGGUCUGGUGAGCUCUUCCUCGAGCUGCACAACGGCACGUACACUACUCAGGCAAAGAUAAAGCUGGGAAAUCGUCAAUGUGAGGCCCUACUGCAUGAUAUUGAGGUGGCCAACUGCUUGGCACUCAGUAAAAGCCCUGAAUUCUUAUAUCCAACAAAGGAGCUUCAGAAGUUAUGGAGGCUUCUUCUGCUCAACCAAUUUCAUGAUGUCAUUCCUGGCAGUUGCAUUGAGAUGGUGGUACAAGAUGCAAUAAAUUAUUAUACUGAAAUUCAAAAGACUGGUUCCAGACUUCUGCUUGCUGCCUGUGAUGUGCUAAGGGUUAGUCCCCAGUUUGGAGCAGGCUCUAGGACAGGAGUUCUCAACACACUCUCUUGGGAGCGCUCUGAAGUCGUAGAAUUGCCAGAAGAGGGUGCUCAGAGAAAGCUAGCCUUGGUCACAGCCCCAAGUGUUGGAGUAGCUCCGGUCAAAGAGUCUGCUGAGUCUGCGCCUGUAGUGACGGUAACAGUGCAGCCUGAUGGCACCGUCAGAAUGGACAAUGGCAUUUUGAAAGUCAUCUUGGACAAAAUGGGCCGAUUAAUAUCUCUGAUUCAUGUGGAGACAAGCAGAGAGGCCAUAUCUGAGGGCUGUCUUGGAAAUCAGUUUGUAUUGUUUGAUGACAUUCCUUUAUACUGGGAUGCAUGGGAUGUGAUGGACUACCACCUUCAGACCAGAAAGCCUGUUGUGGAUGUGACUCAUCUUGUUGAAGUGGUGAGUGCUGGGGGACUGCGAGGAAGUGUGACCUUCUCCCUGCGCAUUAGCGGGAAAAGCAGCAUCACACAGGAAGUCAUACUGGAUGCUGACUGUCCUUACCUCAAGUUCAGUACGCAGGUGGACUGGGCAGAGGCACAUAAGUUCCUUAAGGUGGAGUUUCCUGUGCAGGUUCGCAGUUACGAUGCCACCUAUGAGAUUCAGUUUGGUCAUCUGCAGAGACCUACACACAGAAACACAUCCUGGGACUGGGCUCGCUUUGAGGUGUGGGGACAUAAAUGGGCUGAUCUCUCAGAAUAUGGCUUUGGCGUUGCUCUUCUGAAUGACUGCAAAUACGGGCACUCUGUUCACCAGAAUAUCAUGACCUUAUCAUUACUGAGAGCACCGAAAGCACCUGAUGCCAAUGCAGACAUGGGACAUCAUAAAUUUACUUACGCUAUCAUGCCACACAAAGGCACUUUUCAGGAUGCAUCAGUCACACAACACGCCUAUAACCUCAACUUUCCUCUUCGUCUGAUUCCUGAUGUCAACAUCUCCAGUCCUUGGAGUGCAUUUAGUAUAAGCUCAACAGCUAUCAUCCUGAAAACUAUUAAACAGGCUGAGGAAAGGAAGAACGUCCUUGUUGUCCGUCUGUAUGAAUCUCACGGAAGCAGUGUGGCUGCAGUUCUGUCCACGUCACUCCCAGUGAAAGAGGCUUGGCAUUGUGACCUGCUGGAGCGUCCGGGUUGUCCUGCUACACUCACUGACUCUGGAAUUCCCCUCACCUUUAAACCAUUUCAGAUCAUCUCACUCCUAUUGCAACUACACUAAGUUAAACCAGUCACACAUAAGCUUGGAUAAUUAUAUUUGGUGUAAAGAACUUUUUAAAUAAAUUGUAUUAAAGUUUUCAUGAAAUUAUAAGAAAAGCCUAAAGUGAUAGUCAGAUGUUAAUUUGUAACAUUCUGUUCAUUUUAUUUACUUACAUGUUACAGUGUAGACAUUAGUUGUCAAGUUAACAAAAUACAUAAAAUACUGCCAGUCAAACAUUAAGGUUUUAAAUAUAAUUAAUGAAUCAAUGAAUAUUUUUGUUACAUUACAUCCUAGAAUGAAAAAUGUAUUUUUAAUUCAGAUUUUAUUAACCAGACCUCACAUAAUGAAAAAAUACCUUAAUAAUCAGGAACAAAAUGAAAAGCCCUCUUUGCUGUGAAACCCCUAAAUAAGAUCUGGUUCACCCAAUUAACUUCUGAAGUCAGAUAAUUAGUUGAUUAUGGUCCACCUGUGUGCCAUCAAAGUGUCACAUAUGUCACAUGGUGUUACUGUAUAUUCCCCCUUUUUGAAAGGCCCAUGCGUCUGUACUGCCACUAAGGCCAUGUUCACAGGUAGCUGGGUAUUUUUUAAAAAAGAGAUUUUUCUUCUUCGUUUUUAAAAACAAUUCUGUCCACAAGACCUAUAGUUUAAAAAUAUGUUUGUCCACAUUUGAAAAUCUUCACUUUGGAUGGAGAUUUCCAAAAGCUCCGUUUUCAAUUACCAAAAUUGCGCUGUGUGGACAGAAGGCGGAAACCACAGAGAAAAAUUUGUUUUUAAAAAUACCCGGCUGUGUGUGGACAUGGCCUAAGUAAGCAGCAUGAAGACCAAAGUGCACCUCAAAGAAGUCAGAAACAAAGUUGUGAAGAAGUACAAGUCAGGUGGAUUAUAAAAACAUACCCAAGACACACCAAAGCACAGCACUAAAUCCAUUACAAUAAAAUUUAAAUAAUAUUGCAGUACUAAAAACCUGCCACAGAUAACGCUGAAGGAGCGACGCAGACAAAAUGAAAAGGAUGGAUGUAGAAUAAAUCAUGAGAAAAGGGGUAUUUUAGUCUACCUUUGAUUUGAGACUUACUUCUGAUCCCUUAAGUUUCUGCCUAGCCCAAAGCUGUUGUAGCAUGACUGUGCGCUGUAGUGUAUGCAUCACACUAUCAUAGAACAAUUAUGGACAAUAAUAUCCAUGCCAAUAGAGUUUUGAAAAUGUUUUUAUUGAGAUGAGAAACGGAUCAACAUGUUAAAAAUGCAAAAUAGCAUUAUCCAAAGCCAUAACUAAUGUGAAAGGUGUGCACGAAUAUGAUUUGUGUAUUAACCACAGCUUAACAAAGGCAGCUGCCCACCAAAUCUCACACGUAAUUGGGAGGCAGUCAUUUACAGGUUCACAUGAUCCUCCUGAUCCAACAGUCAUGCCUUUUUUAUAAUAAAGAAAAUGGUUCUUAAGCAUUUCUACUGCUCUUCUUGCGAGGUUUUCUGGCCUUGGCUUUAGUGUCACUUUUUGUUCUUAUACUUUUAGUUGUGGUUUGCUGUAGACCUGAAAAGAACCAGUGGUUUAAUUUCAAAUGGUGAGAAUACUGUGACCAAACUAAAUGGUCAUACAAAUAAAUCACGUCAGUUACCUGAUAAACUGCUCUGCCUGCGUGUAUUUGGUCUUCCAACGUCAUCAGCUGCUUCUAUUUUUAGUCCAGUUGUGCUAGCAUUCCGCUGUUUGUUGUUUCGUUUCUUAGGCACACUCUUCUCCAUUUUUACAAGCUUUUCCUGGAAAAUGCUCCAAGUUAAAGUCUGUCCCUCAUUAGCUACAAUGUGCACAGUUACUAACCUUGUAGUUGAUAAAUAAAGCUGGAUCUUACCUUCUUUGUA